Molecule: messenger RNA, 1300 nt
Organism: Marchantia polymorpha subsp. ruderalis
Lineage: Eukaryota; Viridiplantae; Streptophyta; Marchantiopsida; Marchantiales; Marchantiaceae
Source: the annotation of a GenBank genome assembly
GGACUCGUGCUUCUCCUUCACUAUCAAGUCCAGAAGCUUGAAUUAGGAGACCAAGAUCAACUUGCUCUAGAGACAGGUUUUCAUAAGUCUGUAUGUUUUGGAAGCCGUUACAAUGAAAUUGAGUUUCAUUCUCCUGGUUCUGGCUGCAACAUCCAUCGUGGUCGUGCAAGGAUCGAAGUUUUGGGAUGAUUUUUACGUCAAUUUUGGAGAUUGCAAUGUGCAGUAUCCAGGAUAUGAUACUGGAAGUACCAUUGCUUUGGGUUUAGACAACACCACUGGAUCUGGAUUCCAGUCGAAGUACCCUUACUUGUAUGGGAACCUCUCCAUGAAGCUCAAGCUUGUUGGAGGCGAUUCUGCCGGAACUGUUACUUCCUACUAUAUGGCUUCCGAAAGAACCCAGUUUCCAAAGUGGUGUGAGCUAGACUUUGAAUUUUUGGGAAAUGCUUCAGGAGAGCCUUACAUUCUGCAGACGAAUGUGUUUUCUGAAGGAGUAGGAAACAGGGAGCAGCGUAUAUACCUCUGGUUCGAUCCCACUGCUGACUACCAUGAGUAUGGUAUCUUGUGGAACCAGGACCUCAUUCUGUUUUUGGUUGACAGCCGCGUCAUCAGGGUCUUCCACAACGCAGCAGAUCUCGGCAUUCCUUACUUGGAUUAUCAACCGAUGUACAUCUAUUCCAGCAUCUGGAAUGGAGAAUCGUGGGCGACUUGUGGUGGUGGAGUGAAAACCGACUGGAGCCUUCAGCCUUUCCUUGCAUCUUACACCAAUUUCAACGUCUGGAAUGCUUGUGAGAUGAGGGAUUACACAGUGAGCUCUUCACAUGCUUGCUAUCAAAAGCUGUACAGCAGCUCAUAUGGUCAGGCCCCCAACCUAGCUCUGACACAAUCUCAGAUUGACGAUCUGAGGUGGAUUAAGUACAAUUAUGUGAUCUACGAUUAUUGCACUGAUCUGAAGAGAUUCAACUGGACCGCUCCCCCAGAGUGUGCCAGAAACUGGCCUUAGAUUUAUAGAUUGGAAAGUUCUCAAUUAACUCUAUGAAUUUAGACACCAUUCUUCUUAUCACUGACAUUCAACAUUUUUUACUAUCUCUUGUGUAUACACCAGAGUUCGAUGACUUAGUAGUUGGAGAAUAGUUUGAAUCAUAUAAGGAUAUCAAUCCGGGCAGACACGCUAUCGCCUCUAGAGGUAAUACGUGUGCCUAAGUUUCCAAGAACAUAUGUGAAUUCAUUUUUGUCGAAGAUGACAGUAAAGACCAUGUUCUAUGGCCAGAGAUUCAAUGAUAUCGUGAAGCACGCUUGUCAU